Messenger RNA from Erythranthe guttata (spotted monkey flower), 552 nucleotides. The record is from RefSeq and is a predicted model, not a curated record. Lineage: Eukaryota; Viridiplantae; Streptophyta; Magnoliopsida; Lamiales; Phrymaceae.
UUGUUUAUUAUAAAACAGAUUAAAGAAUUCGAGGAGGCAAUUCUGAAUUAUCCAAUACAUUCGUCUGGACUGCUUAAUGCACCAAAAGCACUUGCAGAUAUUGUUGAAUCUUUGGUGGGUGCUAUUUAUAUUGAUUCCAACUCCAUGGAGACAACUUGCAAGAUCGUCAAGAAUCUAUUGCAGCCUAUGAUCACUCCAUCAACUCUACACACACAUCCAGUGACGUUGCUAUACGAGAUUUGCCAGAAAAACAAAGUGAAACUCGAAAGUAGAGACUUGUGGAAAGAAACAGGAGAAGUCGAAUUUAUGGUGGAUGGUGAAUUCGUUGGAAGAGCAAAGUAUAGAGCCAAGAGAGUGGUAGCCAACAAUAGAGCAGCGUAUGAAGCAUGCCACAAGAUUAUAAGAAAAUUGAAGCUUGAAAAUCCUGAAGAUAAUGAGAGUGGUAGCCAACAAUAGAGCACGAAGCAUGCCACAAGAUUAUAAGAAAAUUGAAAAUUGAAGCUUGAAAAUCCUGAACAUAAUAAUAAUUGAUUAAUAACAUUAGUAUUUUUA